AUGGCUCGACUAGUCAGGACAGCACUCACGAUCACGCUCAAUCCUGGCUCGGUUAGAACAAUGUCUGAAGCACUCCUCGCGGCAUCUGUAGCGUCGGCCACCGCAAUUCCGAUGUCAGCCUUUUUCAAUGCCGGAGCAUCGUUCACACCGUCACCAGUCAUCCCACAAAUGUGCUUCCUCUCUUGGAGUUUCUUCACGAUCUCUUCGUCGAUGGGAAUGGAGGCAAUAGACUCGUCUUUGUUCUGGCCGAGAAGGGCGGAUGAAGGGUACAUGUUGGUGCCCAUUCCGAGUCGUCGGCCAGUCUCGAUUCCGAUCGCCAGCUGGUCGCCGGUGAUCAUCUUCACGUUGACGCCAAGAUCGAGGGCCUUGCUAAUGGUCUCGGCACUGUCAUGUCUUGGCGGGUCGAAGAGUGGCAGAAGGCCAACGAACUCCCAUGGCUCGCCUGCGCUUUCCUUCGUCUUCUCAUUCACGGUCUGCGGAGGGGAAAAAUAA
Striga asiatica is the source of this 492-nucleotide messenger RNA. The record is from the annotation of a GenBank genome assembly. NCBI's taxonomy places the organism in Eukaryota, Viridiplantae, Streptophyta, Magnoliopsida, Lamiales, Orobanchaceae.